AUGCUAUUGUUUUUCAUGCUUUUGCUCUUCAUCUCCGUUUCAUUGGCUUCAAAGUAUACUUUUGAUGUGGAUGCGUUUCGGGUGAAAGAUUUCGUGCACAUAGCGUGUGGCCAAUUCGACGUGUGCAAUGCGAAUACACGAAAGAACCUCAUGAACACGUACAAUUUUGUCCACGAUGCCAUUUCAACUACCCGCUGGAUAAAAAUGAACCUAACGGGCUCCAUAAAUACCGAGAAACUUCGCCAGAAUCAGCAAAUAUGGCGUGAUCAGUUCUGCAAAACAGUCGAUCCGACGGCUGCGCUUCUUUUCGUCAACCAGGCAGUCAUCGAGACAUAUGAGAUUGCUUGCGUCUCAGAAGGCGGCAGUCGAGUACAAUUCUGUGCACUGGCUCCGAGGAAGCGGCCAAAAGAUGUGUAUGAGUACAUUGAAGCAAAGGAUUGGCAAAGAAAGGUGAAGCAGUUGCGAAAGGCUAUUGACUGCAGUCCAGACGAUAUUGAGAUAGCUAAUCAGUUGCCUGAAUUGCACGUUUGUCGAAAAAAUUGUAUCCACGGUGGCGUUUCACUUUCCGGGUUACUCAUGCUUCUCUUGCUGAUGUUCUUCUCCUUUUCGUGCAUUGUUUACCAUUUCGGUCGAGAC
Mesorhabditis belari is the source of this 636-nucleotide messenger RNA. The record is from the annotation of a GenBank genome assembly. NCBI's taxonomy places the organism in Eukaryota, Metazoa, Nematoda, Chromadorea, Rhabditida, Rhabditidae.